UGUAUGAAUUUUAAGAUUUGAUGAUGUUGAAUAACUUGUUAAAAUUAUUAGUCUUCCUAUUCUUAAAUUAAACGUAGAUAAAAAAUAUAUAUUGUUGAAACAAUAACGUUAUCUUAACAAAGUUAUGUUUAAAAUCAAUUGUGAUAGAAAUUUAACAAAAUUUGAAAACUUUUUUUCAUCAUGUUGGUAUUGUUUUUCGUCCGCUUUGUCAUUGUAGCUGUUUUUAAUAAAACUUACUAUAAGUGUUAAAAUUAAAUUUUUCAACAAGGCCUCUGCUUGUUGCACUCCCAUAAAACUUUUAUUGCGUUAGUUUCUUACUUAUUUUACAAAAAGAGCCAUUUCAUUGAGUGAGUUCUUUCAUUGAUUUUUAAUGAAAAGAACGAACUGAAAUUGUUUUCUAAUAAACAUUUCUAUCUAUUAACUCCUUCACAUCCAAAACAUGUUGUUUGAAGUAUAAAAAAAAACUCAAAAAGAUAUUGUGGCCCAUGAGGGGAUCGAACCCGCGACCUUCGCGUUAUUAGCACGACGCUCUAACCAACUGAGCUAAUGGGCCGCUGGUAGCAAUGUUGAAAUAAUGAAACAGUUCUUUGCCAAUUGUGUUAUGCAAUUCGUAUCAUAUUAUCACAUGAGCAUCAUCAUUCAACAUUACUAUGACUCAUUCAAGACAUGUAGUCUUUGUAGUAUGCUGGUGCCAGACAGACGAGUAUCGUUCCAUCUCUCUCUAGCUUCAAGAUUUUUUCAUAUAUCGCUGUCCCAUUCUAUCUCCCUACAAUAGUGUGGUAUAUUUUUUCCUAAGACUAAGAGUUGUACUUUUCUUUACCGUCUUGACUUGUUUGCUUUUUAGAGAUUUCUUGGUCCUAUGGAAAAUUAAUAAUUUAUUUCUUUAUUUCGAAUUAGUUUAGAGAAAACUUUAUCUAAAGUGUAUUAGGGUAGGUAUAUUUCGUAGGCAAUCCGCCUGAUUCUAUAAAAAUCAGGUGACCUAUCUUUUUUAUAAUUACAUUAAUUACUAUAAUUAGUCUAACAACGUAAUAAAUAUGUAACAAUUUCAGCCUCAAAAUGCUUUGGCAACCGAUCAACCUAACAGAGGUCUGUCCGGCCCACACUCAGCUAACAGCCUGCUCUAACUUUGGCUACAUCUACCUAGCUCUUCUAGCCCACUUAUACGGGGACUCAGAAGAUAGAAGAAUACAAGAGAAGUUACAUAUAAGAGAAGAAGAGACAUUCGGCAAAGAAGAAUAUGAUUUCAUAGUUGUAGGAGCCGGUGCCGCUGGAUGUGUGGUUGCUAAUCGGCUGUCGGCGAAUAAGCAUUGGAAAGUGCUACUUCUAGAAGCAGGUGCAGAGCAACCAGACGUGACCCUUGUACCAGGACUUUCGACCUCUCUGAUCGGGUCCAGCAUCGACUGGUCUUACCAGACGGAACCUAAUGGGAAGAGCUGUCUGGCAAGAAAAGAUCAAAGAUGUGGGUGGCCGAGAGGCAAGGUCAUGGGAGGCAGUAGUUCUAUAAACUCGUUGGUGUAUGUCCGCGGUAAUAAACUGGACUACGAUGGAUGGGCAGCCUUGGGCAACGAAGGAUGGAGUUACGAUGAAGUACUGCCGUACUUCAAAAAAUCUGAAAACAAUCUCGAUUUAGAAGGCUUAAGCUGUUAUCACGGUGUUGGUGGUGAACAACCAGUUUCGAGAUACUUAUACAUAGACAGACCGAACAUUAUGAUGACACAAGCGUUUAAUCAAGGAGGGCUCCCAAUACGAGACUACAAUGGACCUUUCCAAGUAGGAGCUAUGCCCGCACAAGCUAUCACCAGAGAUGGCAUCAGGGUCUCCACGAAUAAAGCUUUCAUACAACCGAUCAGAUACAAAAGAAGGAACUUAAAAGUCAAAAUAAAGGCAGAAGUAUUUGAAAUACUUUUAAGUGAUAAUAAGGUCGCUUAUGGUGUAAAGUAUAUGAAAAAUGGAAAGGUCCAUACAGCAUAUGCAAAGAAGGAAGUUAUUGUUAGCGCUGGUACUAUAAAUUCUCCGAAAUUAUUAAUGUUAUCUGGUAUAGGCCCUAAAGAACAUUUGUCCGAUUUGAAUAUAACAGUAAAACAAGAUUUGCCUGUAGGAGAAAAUUUACAUGACCAUGUGACUUUCAAUGGACUAAUAGUUGCUCUUCCAAAUGAAACAGCAACUCUCAUAGCACAGGACCAAAUAUUGAAUGAAAUCAAGUGCUACAAAGAUAUGAAAGUGAAACGUGGCCCUAUGUCAGCUGAUGGGCCGGCGAACAACAUAGCAUUCAUAAAAACAGAACCUGACCUUCUAGCUCCCGACAUACAGUUUCAUAUCGGUCACCUUCACCGAGGUGACUACGUUCGGGAACCAGAGAUAGCUGAUGAGAUAUCAAUAUUUCCCACACCUUUCUAUGACGCGUUGCUUGUAAGGGCUAUGAAUGUGGUACCAAAGAGUCGAGGUAAGGUCUUACUUAACCCGGCUAACCCUUAUGGAAAGCCACUACUAUAUGCUAAUUAUUUAGACGAUCCCACUGAUGCUAUCCCUAUCCUAAAGGCUGUUAAAUUUGCAGUUAGUUUAGAGAACACGACAGCAUUCAUAACGAAUGGGGCACGCUAUGAUAGAACACCACUUACAGCCUGUAAGUAUUAUGAAUGGGGGACCGAUGAAUACUUCCUAUGUUUAAUUAGGUCGUAUACGUCGGCCACCCAUCAUCAAGCAGGUACGUGUAAAAUGGGACCCAGUUGGGACCCAAAAGCUGUAGUAGAUCCAAAAUUACGAGUGUACGGUGUACCAGGUUUGAGAGUUAUAGAUGCAUCGAUAAUGCCAUUUGCUGUUCGCGGAAACACAAACGCGCCUUCUAUCAUGAUUGGUGAGAAAGGAGUCGCAAUGGUGUUGGAGUAUUGGUUGAAUAAGUCGCAUGGCUAAAGGUUUGCACCUUACUCUUACAACCUACAUAUCGUUACGUACAAGAAAAGCCUCAUAUACUACAUUCAAUAUAGCACUUAUAGAAUACGCAUGUCUGGACAAGGUAAAGCUAAUUUACUUUUAUUACUGCAUGCUAAAACUGCUCUAAAAUAUUUUUAUUUUAUAAACUGCUAUC
Molecule: messenger RNA, 3085 nt
Organism: Trichoplusia ni (cabbage looper)
Lineage: Eukaryota; Metazoa; Arthropoda; Insecta; Lepidoptera; Noctuidae
Product: glucose dehydrogenase [FAD, quinone]-like
Exons: 4
Coding region: 1057-2910 (617 amino acids)
Molecular function (GO): oxidoreductase activity, acting on CH-OH group of donors; flavin adenine dinucleotide binding
Source: RefSeq, a predicted model, not a curated record